CAAUUUAUCAUUCUUCCCUGUACUCCACUCUCUCUCUCUCAAUCAAUGUAAGAUUUGUCAGAUAUUGUAUUGGUUAGUGACUUAGUGGGUUGUGAAACUUAAGGCACCAUUGACUAUCUGGGCAGCAAGCUCUUGUUUAUUUCAAAAUAUAACCAAAGAUCUGAUGAAGUGGAUGAUGAAUAUUUUAUCCACUAAAGCAUCACACUACAUUGGGUGGUUUCUGCCACGUUGCUUUUACCCUUAUCACAGAGUCACAUUGAUAUGCCCGAAUAUUGAGGUUGCGAUUGCAUAAUUUGCAUGAAUAUUAAUCUGCAAUUGAAUCAUGGAAAGGGAAUCAGGUGUCUGUCUUUCAAGGAACCCAGGAAUGGAUUUCACAAUUCAUGAGGUUGCUCAAAGCAGUUUGAAGCAUGCCCAUCGCCUCUUUGGUUGCAUCUCUGAGAAAAAGCAUAAGAGAAGUGCUCAAGAAGUAAGCCUGUUUGCUCAAGAUGCAGUAAACGAAUUCCGCAAACUGCUUACUCUCCUUGAUGGAUCAAUCUUAUCAAAUCAGAAGAGGAUCAGAAGGGGUCCACUGCCCGAAUCCCAUGGCAUAAACCAGGUUGAACUGUUGGAAUCCCAUCACCCUUGCUUAGGGUUUAGACAGUUGUUUAGUAAUACUCAUCAGAGUGAUCAUGUAGCUGCAAAUGUGAUCCGCAGUAAUGGCUUUAGCAUGGGUAGAGAGCGAAAACCGAGCCUGGCAUUGCAACAAGGCCACUGUGAAACCAGUGUGGUUCUUCCUAAUAAUUUGAUCAUGGGUUUGAACCAAUUCUCACAGAAGCCUAGUACUUCUUUGAUCAGUAUGGACGGAAGUAGCAUUAACACGCAGACGUGGAUGAUUCACUAUUCUUCGUCUGAACUCUUCGCUUCUCGAGAUAGCGACUCUAUGUUUUCUUCUAAAAAGAAGUGUGAAGAAGCCAGUACAAGAUGUUUAGCCUCUACCGGUGGAUGUCAUUGCUCAAAGAGAAGGAAACUGAGAAUAAAGAGAAGAAUACGAGUUCCGGCUGUGAGCAAUAAGCUAGCUGAUAUACCUCCUGAUGACUAUUCUUGGAGGAAGUAUGGGCAGAAGCCUAUCAAAGGGUCUCCAUAUCCUAGGAGUUAUUACAAAUGCAGCUGUGUGCGAGGAUGUCCUGCACGAAAGCAUGUCGAACGAUGCUUGGAGGAUCCUAACAUGUUGGUUGUUACAUAUGAAGGCAAUCAUCAACACCCGAGGUUUACAUUUCAGGCACCCUCUGUUGCGAUUUAAGUUCACCAAAUGAAUCAAAAUAGGCCGACAUUUCACAGCUUGACCUGGUUUUACAUUGUAAGCUUCUCUUCUGCUCAAAUCCUGAAACUGUUAAAAGUGUAACUUUGAAGUGUGAUCUACUCCUCCGUCCCAAUUUUUGUCUUUAAUAAUGUUUUUACUCAGAUCAGAUCAUUGUACAUAUUUACAUGUGAAAAGUUGUAUUUGAA
This is a messenger RNA of Malus domestica (apple), 1485 nucleotides long. RefSeq names its product probable WRKY transcription factor 15. NCBI's taxonomy places the organism in Eukaryota, Viridiplantae, Streptophyta, Magnoliopsida, Rosales, Rosaceae. The record is from RefSeq and is a predicted model, not a curated record. Gene Ontology annotation, molecular function: DNA-binding transcription factor activity; sequence-specific DNA binding. Gene Ontology annotation, biological process: regulation of DNA-templated transcription.